This is a messenger RNA of Chinchilla lanigera (long-tailed chinchilla), 791 nucleotides long. It is a transcript of the gene Btf3l4, whose product is annotated as basic transcription factor 3-like 4. Lineage: Eukaryota; Metazoa; Chordata; Mammalia; Rodentia; Chinchillidae. The record is from RefSeq and is a predicted model, not a curated record. Bases 157 to 633 code for a protein of 158 amino acids. The transcript has 6 exons.
GGGACCGGCAGAGUCACGUGGUCCCGCUCCCGCCGCCCCCGUUGCCGCCGCCGCCGCCGCCGUCGCGGUCUUUCUCUGUCUGGGCUGAGGCAGCCAUCUUGUUCUUGCCGCGUGCUGGUGUUGGAGGACCCUCCCUGCUUCAGAUUUACCAACAGCAUGAAUCAAGAAAAGUUAGCCAAACUUCAGGCUCAGGUCCGGAUAGGGGGCAAGGGUACAGCUCGCAGAAAGAAGAAGGUGGUACACAGAACAGCAACAGCUGAUGACAAAAAGCUUCAGAGUUCUCUGAAAAAACUGGCAGUGAAUAAUAUAGCUGGUAUUGAAGAGGUGAACAUGAUUAAAGAUGAUGGGACAGUAAUUCAUUUCAACAAUCCCAAAGUCCAGGCUUCCCUCUCCGCUAACACCUUUGCAAUUACUGGUCAUGCAGAAGCCAAACCAAUCACAGAAAUGCUUCCCGGAAUAUUAAGUCAGCUUGGUGCCGACAGCUUAACAAGUCUUAGAAAAUUAGCUGAACAGUUCCCAAGGCAAGUGUUGGAUAGCAAAGCACCAAAACCAGAAGACAUUGAUGAAGAAGAUGAUGAUGUUCCAGAUCUCGUAGAAAAUUUUGAUGAAGCAUCAAAGAAUGAAGCUAACUGAAAUCUUUUCUGGUUUUUGGAAGCUGGCAUGGACUAGAUUUAACAAAUCAGCUAUGUGGUUCCAAAGUUUUACCGACACAGAGAACAUCAUCUGUUACUAGUUCAGUAAUAUAAUAUUUUGUAUAUUAAUAAUGCUGUUUGUUCAGCAUUUUUCGGUCA